Molecule: messenger RNA, 729 nt
Organism: Xenopus laevis (African clawed frog)
Lineage: Eukaryota; Metazoa; Chordata; Amphibia; Anura; Pipidae
Gene: wdr3.L
Product: WD repeat-containing protein 3-like
Exons: 3
Coding region: 17-427 (136 amino acids)
Source: RefSeq, a predicted model, not a curated record
AUUCUGCUAUGAAAUUAUGAUGCCUGGCAGGGGGGGAAGGACAUUAUUUCUGACACUUUGUCUCAUUGACAGUGAGUUGGAGGAGUCGCUCCUAGUUCUGCUGUUUUCCCUUGUCCCUGAUGCACUCGCUCUUUUCCGGGACUACAUCCGGCAAGGUGGGGAUGUGGAGCUGACUUGUCGCUGCCUCUUUUUCCUUCUAAGGAUUCAAUUUGGGCAGAUCACCAGUAAUCAGAUGCUCCUUGGGGUAAAUGAAGAUCUAAAAAACUGCAUCAUCUCCUGGGUGGCUGAAGUGCGGGACAUGAUGGGAGUGAAUAUGGCUGCCCUGCAGUUCCUGAAGAGGGAGGUUGGAGCCAAAGAAGAGGUUCAGUUCUUUGCUGAUGCCACAGAGCGCUUAAAAGGAGAAAAAGAGGAAGAGGAAAAAGAAUGAGAAACUGCUCCUCGCAGUUGUGUGAUCAUCGCAGGCUGCUGGGAAAGGACAAUAAUCUGGUUCUGUAUUGAAUCUCAUGGCCUACCUGUAAGAUCAGCGUCAGACUGGGAUGCCAGAGCCACCAAAAAUCCUUAGACAGGCCCAAUCUCCAGAUACUGUUUCCUUGUCCUUAUCCUCCUACUCUCUUCUCUUUACAUACUCUCCUCUAGUGCCUGGGACUGCCACCUGGGCCCCCAGGAGUUUUCUAGUAUUUUGAUGGGCCAGUUCAACACUGCUCUGAGGGAUCAGAACUUAUGAUGUAC